Molecule: messenger RNA, 815 nt
Organism: Trifolium pratense (red clover)
Lineage: Eukaryota; Viridiplantae; Streptophyta; Magnoliopsida; Fabales; Fabaceae
Product: ubiquitin-conjugating enzyme E2 28-like
Exons: 4
Coding region: 199-645 (148 amino acids)
Biological process (GO): protein polyubiquitination
Cellular component (GO): nucleus
Molecular function (GO): ubiquitin conjugating enzyme activity
Source: RefSeq, a predicted model, not a curated record
UCCUUUUUCUUGAAGAAUAUAUACUGUACCCACUUCCAUUGGUAAAAAAAUCAGCAAAUGGAGCUCUGCAUUGAUUCCUCUCACUGUCUCUUCUCAAACACCGACUAUGUGCUCCAUUAAAUAUGCUUGCAAACCUGUUUUGUUUCUUGUAGUUUGCUAGUAAUAUAGAAUUCAUACUUAGAAGAGAACAGCUUGAAUAUGGCGUCCAAGAGAAUACUAAAAGAGCUCAAGGAUUUGCAGAGAGAUCCACCAACUUCAUGCAGUGCAGGACCUGUCGGCGAGGACAUGUUUCAUUGGCAAGCAACCAUCAUUGGUCCAAAUGAUAGUCCCUAUGCUGGUGGGGUUUUCUUAGUUACCAUUCAUUUUCCUCCUGAUUAUCCCUUCAAACCUCCUAAGGUUGCAUUCAGGACCAAGGUAUUCCAUCCCAACAUUAACAGCAACGGCAAUAUUUGCCUAGAUAUACUCAAAGAACAAUGGAGUCCUGCUCUCACAAUAUCCAAGGUGCUGCUCUCUAUAUGUUCUCUGCUAACGGAUCCAAAUCCUGAUGACCCUCUUGUGCCUGAAGUCGCUCAUAUGUGCAAGACCGACAGAGUCAAGUACGAGUCCACUGCAAGAAGCUGGACUCAGAAGUUUGCCAUGGGCUAACAAUCUCUACCUGCGCUCGUCUCCUUCAAUACGUUUUUGAAUUGUAUAAGAUAAUAUGGCCUUCAAAUUCGGGCAUCGUUGAACAACAUGCAUACAUAUAAGAAUUUUUCUCAAAGUUUGUAAUUGGUGCAUGCUCUAUGAAUAAAUGAUACUCUCUUUUGUUUUUUUUU